Drosophila rhopaloa is the source of this 387-nucleotide messenger RNA. RefSeq lists its product as uncharacterized. The record is from RefSeq and is a predicted model, not a curated record. NCBI's taxonomy places the organism in Eukaryota, Metazoa, Arthropoda, Insecta, Diptera, Drosophilidae.
AUGGGCAAUUGUGGUCGCCUUACCUUUGUGGUCUUCCCCGGCACAGGCAUUCAACUUUGGCCAACUUUGACCAACUUUGAGGGCGGAGCCCAGGAACAGGAUCCAGGAGCCACAGACCUGGAUUCAGGUCAUCCGCCUGUCACGUGCCUAAGCGCCCUGCCAAACGCAAUGCAGGUGCCACCGACAGGUCCUUUGGGUACACCGACGGGAGUGGGGUUUAUAACCAGCUGCAGUGCAUCCAAAGCUAUGCGUGACAAAUAUUUAUUAACUGCCACAACAGCGGAGCGGCUUAGAGGAUUGAUCUUGGCUCGGGGAGCUAAUAAAAAAUUGAUUUCGCCUUCGUCAAUUGUCACAAAUAAUGAUUACCACGCAUUUUCGACUCCAUGA